Molecule: messenger RNA, 885 nt
Organism: Stereum hirsutum FP-91666 SS1
Lineage: Eukaryota; Fungi; Basidiomycota; Agaricomycetes; Russulales; Stereaceae
Exons: 2
Coding region: 1-885 (294 amino acids)
Source: RefSeq, a predicted model, not a curated record
AUGUCUCAGAGACAUCAACCGCUGUCUUCAACAUCUCGCACUCCCUUGAAGUCAAAGACGAACACUGUGGCUCCGCCACACAGUAGCCCAGCACCAUACAAAGCCGUUCCCAUAAAGGCGACUGGGAAGACGGUCCUGAAUAAUGCUUUAGCUCCUCGACCCCUGGCCCCUCUCGUAGAUGCUGCAUCCACCUUAGCUCCUCCCUCCGAGAGUCCACAUCCGAGAAGUGCCCUCAUCGACUCGGGAAUCAGGAGUAUCCUCUCUUCGUCUUUGAAUCAACAGACACCCAAACAUCGAAGAACAAGUCUCAACCCCUCACCCCUACGUGAUCAACUUUCGACUCCAAAGCAAGACAUAUGUACCCAUCCCAAGCCCCAGUCCUCCCAAAAUCCUAGACCUACGCCUUAUCGACGACCCUUACCUAUGUCCAGUACACGACACCUCAAACCUAUCAUUCUCUGUUCUCAACUAUCGCCCGUAAAGUCUCCCAUCUCUCCAUCCACGCGCCGACGUCGCCUGCAACAACGCCACCAAUACUUCUCCCGAGUCCAAGCCUUUCAACACGGCCAACCUCGCACCUUCAUCCACGCACCUGUACUUUGGGAUGACUGGAUCCCCGCGGAAAGCGUUCCAGACUUCCAGGAUAUCGAGAAUCUCGUGGUUCCGGAGUUGAGUGCUUUGGGGAAGUUGUCGGAUGGGGAUGCGAAGUUUUAUUAUCCGAGGGCGUGGAGGGCCAGGAAGUUGAAAUUGAGCGCGAGGGGGACGAAGCCGUAUAGGAGAUGUGUUCGCGUUGCUGGUGUGAGCCCGUUUGCGCUUGUUUCAAAGGGCGUGAGGAUACUCAGGGAGCGUCGGAUGUAUAUGACUGGAGUUCCAUAUCAGACUUGA